This is a messenger RNA of Hypomesus transpacificus, 1793 nucleotides long. RefSeq names its product N-acylsphingosine amidohydrolase (acid ceramidase) 1b (gene asah1b). Bases 91 to 1269 code for a protein of 392 amino acids. Gene Ontology annotation, molecular function: N-acylsphingosine amidohydrolase activity; fatty acid amide hydrolase activity. The record is from RefSeq and is a predicted model, not a curated record. The transcript has 14 exons. Gene Ontology annotation, cellular component: lysosome. NCBI's taxonomy places the organism in Eukaryota, Metazoa, Chordata, Actinopteri, Osmeriformes, Osmeridae. Gene Ontology annotation, biological process: fatty acid metabolic process.
AAAUCACGAGGAAAACAGCACUUCCGCAUUGACUAUACAUAACCACAAGUCACUUGUAACACAGAACAAAUCUUGGACAACAACUGAAAAAUGGGCCAGCCAAAUUGGCUUUUCUUGGUGUCACUGUUUACGGCAGUGUAUGGUCAGUUUAUACCUCCAUAUACGGAAGAAUGCCAAAAGAACAUGUACCCACCUAAAGGCCCAACGUUUAAAGGAGGAGUCACCUGGUACACUGUAGAUCUUGAUCUACACCCUAGUGACAGAUGGACUGCAAUAAUCACGGACAAAAAGGCAGAUCUGGUUGACAUGAUCCAGGCCAUCAGGGAUUUGGCUGACGCUUUUGUUCCAAGCGGGAAAUUGAUUGAAAUGGUUGACAUAGGUUUGCCCUUGGUGGCAAGCACCCUCCCCUACCCCUUCAGGGAUGAACUAAAAGGAAUUGCAACCGCCUCUGGACUCCCUCUUGGUGAGGUGGUGCUGUUCAACAUCUUCUAUGAAGUGUUCACUGUUUGUACUUCACUUGUGGCUGAAGACAGUGACGGUAAUCUAAUCCAUGGAAGGAAUCUAGAUUUUGGGUUAUUCAUGGGCUGGGAUUUGAAGAAUAGGUCGUGGAUGAUCACAGAGAAGCUCAAGCCUUUGGUGGUCAACAUUGACUUCACGAGAGAUAACAAGACGGUUUUCAAGUCCACAAACUUUGCUGGAUAUGUGGGCAUGUUGACCGGGAUCAAACCGCAUACUUUCACACUGACCAUGAAUGAGCGCUUUAGCCUGGAUGGAGGAUACAUUGGGAUCCUGGAGUGGAUCUUGGGAAAGCGGGAUGGGAUGUGGAUGAGUUUCCUCACUCGCUCUGUCCUGGAGAAUGCCACCAGCUAUGAGGAUGCUAAGAAGAAGCUGUCCCUGACCCAGCUCCUGGCCCCAGCCUACUUCAUACUGGGGGGAAACCAGACAGGCCAGGGCUGCAUCAUCACCAGGUCCAGACUCCUGAGCCUGGACGUGUUGGAGAUUGACCUGAAGCAGGGCCGUUGGUACGUCCUGGAGACCAACUAUGACCAUUGGAAGGAGCCCCUCUUUCUAGACGACCGCAGAACUCCAGCCAUGAAGUGCAUGAACCAGACCAUGCAGGCAAAUAUUUCACCGAAGACUGUUUAUGAUGUGCUGUCCACAAAACCAGUCCUGAACAAGUUGACCACCUACACUACACUCAUGGAGGUGUCCAAGGGGAAACUGGAGUCGUACAUUCGUGACUGUCCAAAUCCCUGCAUGCCGUGGUAAAUGUCCUCAAAGCAGAAAUGUCAUCAGGUUUUAAAUGCUCUAAUUGCACAGAGUGGCCUUCUGGUGGAUUGUUAAGUCUUUGCACAAUGACUUACCAUUGAGAACCAAUUAUCACCUCGUAACAAAGCACUAGCUUAGUGAGAUUGACAGUUUUUUGGACAGUGUUGGUACAUUAUUUUUUCACUGUUUAAUCAUUGUUGGAAAUAAUAGAAAUGAUAGCCUUCCUUCCAACUGCUUAUGGAUUUUCUUUCAAUGUUUGUACACAAGAGUAAAUGGGAAAAAGUCUUGAACUGGAUUUUUGGGAUUUAUGUUUGUUAUGUCUUGUGGGGUGGGGUGGUUAGUGGCCGCAUACAGCCAGUUCUAGAAUUGGGGCCAUUGCAGAAACAGCAUCUCGGUUGCACUAAGCGAUGGAUGACCUUUAUUCUUCCUGUCACUGACAAUUGCAUUUCCAAAAAUAUGAUUUAGCUAAUAAUAAAAUUGUCUUUUUAAAAACCAUUUUUUUCCAAAUAAACAAUUUAAUCAAA